Cotesia congregata is the source of this 747-nucleotide messenger RNA. The record is from the annotation of a GenBank genome assembly. Lineage: Eukaryota; Metazoa; Arthropoda; Insecta; Hymenoptera; Braconidae.
AUGAUUCUAAAAUUGCUAAUCGUAGUAAUUUACUCCGUGAUAUCAGUAAAUACCCGCGAAAUCACUAUGUCAAGUAGAGAACCUAACGAACGCGAACCUAUGUUAUACGGAUGGGAGCUACAAAUUCAACUAGGAGAUGAACUAAUUGUCUGCCCAGGUGUAUACGUCGCACCCCAAAUAUUCGUCACUGACUCUCUCUGUGUAAAGAAUUCUGAUUAUAAUAAAAAAAAUAAAGAAAUGUACGUUGUGAAAACAUCUAUCAACAGUCAAAAUAAUAUUGAAAUUCUCAAAGUCAAGGCCAACGAUAUAAAUUUCGCCGAAGACCAAAAAGAAGUUAAAGUAGCGAUAGUACACACUGAUCCGAUCGAUUCUAAAUAUAAGCAAAAAUAUGUAAUGCUGUAUUCAUCUAUGGAGGAAAUCGAUACAACUAACUGUUAUAUACCCUUUUAUGAUAAUGAUAGCGGAAAUAUUACGAUCUCUAUAUGUGAAAUACUCUUUUUCGACGAUAGACACGGAAGCGACAGCAAUAUUUAUUGUUUUGAUCGGGACUUUUUAGGGCAUGAGGGAGGUAAUUUAUUCUGUUACGGAAAACCAGAGUCAAAUGAAAAAUAUUUGAUUGGAGUGGUAUCAACACCUAUAAAUAGAAUUGACCGCUGUUCUAACUCAGAUUUCAUGAUGACAACCAUUUCAAACCUCGUCAGAUUCAAAAAAAUUUUCCUCAAGAAUAACAAUUCAUCAAUUCAUUAA